Molecule: messenger RNA, 2070 nt
Organism: Prunus dulcis (almond)
Lineage: Eukaryota; Viridiplantae; Streptophyta; Magnoliopsida; Rosales; Rosaceae
Product: protein FAR-RED IMPAIRED RESPONSE 1-like
Exons: 1
Coding region: 1-2070 (689 amino acids)
Biological process (GO): regulation of DNA-templated transcription
Molecular function (GO): zinc ion binding
Source: RefSeq, a predicted model, not a curated record
AUGAGUGAAGAAAAUGAUGAGGUUGAGAUUGGUGAGACUGGACUGGAAAAAACAAUGAGCUCGGAAGAAACAACACAAGAACCUAAGGUAAAUAUGAUUUUUAACACAGUUGAUGAGGUGCUUGAUUUUUAUAAAAAAUAUGCAAAUCGAGUAGGUUUCCCAAUGAAGAAGAGAUCAUCGAAGAAAGGAGAUUGUGGGGAGUUGAAAUAUGUGACUUUAUCAUGUUCUCGAUCAGGGAUCCCGCAAAGUACUGCAAGCAAUGUCUUGAAGCCAUAUCCAAGCAUAAAAUGCAAUUGCAAGGCUCAACUUAGGGCAGGUAUAUGCUUGGAUGGAAGGUGGAAAGUGAACUCGGUCAAACUUGAUCAUAAUCACGGAUUAAAUCCAAACAAUGCUCGAUAUUUUAGAAUGAAUCGUGCAAUAAGUUCGUAUAUGAAAAGGAAGAUUGAAGUGAAUGAUAGAGCUGGAAUAAGAGUAAAUAAGAAUUAUAAUUCAAUGGUAGUUGAAGCCGGAGAGCAUGAGAAUAUGUCAUUCAUGGAAAAGGAUUGUAGAAAUUACAUUAACAAAGUUAGAAGAUUACAACUUGGGGAAGGAGAUGCAACUGCAAUUCAAAAGUAUUUCUUGAAGAUGCAAGCUCAAAAUGCAAAUUUCUUUUAUGCAAUUGAUCUAGAUGAAAGUGGUCGGUUACGAAAUGUGUUUUGGGCAGAUUCUAGGAGUAGGGCAGCAUAUGAGGAAUUUGGUGAUGCCAUUACAUUUGACACGACAUACUUGACAAAUAAGUAUGACAUGCCAUUUGCUCCAUUUGUAGGUGUUAAUCAUCACGGGCAUUCAAUUUUGCUUGGAUGUGGACUGAUUUCAAGUGAAGAUACUGAUACAUUUGUUUGGCUAUUUAAAGUGUGGCUGGCAUGCAUGUCUGGGCUUGCUCCAUGUGGGAUAAUUACUUAUCAAGACAGGGCCAUGAAAAAUGCUAUUGAGAUUGUCUUUCCUAACACUAGGCAUCGUUGGUGCUUAUGGCAUAUAAUGAAGAAGCUUCAUGAAAAGCUUAAGAGUUAUAAACACUAUGAAUCUAUUAAAUUUGCCUUGGAGAACAUUGUGUAUGAUUCAUUGACCAAUAUUGAGUUUGAAGAUCGUUGGAAAGAGAUGAUUGAGAAGUAUGAGUUACAGAGUAAUGAUUGGUUACGAGGCCUAUAUGAUGAAAGACGUCGUUGGGUGCCAAGCUUUGUGAAAGGAAGUUUUUGGGCGGGCAUGUCUACCACACAACGAAGUGAGAGUAUGAAUGCAUUUUUUGAUGACCAUGUAAAUUCUAAGACUACCUUGAAGCAAUUUGUGGAACAAUAUGAAAAUGCAUUGAUGACUAAGGUAGAAAAAGAGAACCAAGCAGAUUAUAAGUCUUCCUCUGCAGAUAUCCAAUGUAGCACCCAUUACUUUAUGGAGAAACAAGCUCAAGGUGUUUACACUAUUGCAAAAUUCAAGGAGUUCCAAAAUGAAUUAACAGGUAAAAUGUAUUGUGAGGUAGUUGAUACCAAGGAAGAUGGUGUGUUUUUAAAGUAUCAGAUAUCUGAAGAUAUGAUAAUUGCGGGGAAAAAAAAGAGUGUAAACUUUACAGUUAUAUUCCAUGAAUUUGACAGCGAAGUUAAGUGCAAUUGUUCCAAGUUUGAGUUUAGGGGAAUACUAUGCAGACAUGCCAUUUAUGUCUUGAUUAAGCAUAAGAUGGAUUUAAUUCCAGAUAAAUACAUCUUGCGAAGAUGGAGGAAAGAUGUGACAAGACGUCACACAAAGAUUAAAAUUAGCUAUAAUGAGUCAAAUGCCACACUUGAAGCACAUCAGUGUGAUAAGAUGCAGAAGACCUUUGAUGAGAUUAAGGAGUUGGCAGCUGAUUCUGAAGAAAAGUGUGUGAUUGUGAUGGCUUGGAUGCAGAAACUAAAGGAGCAAUUGUCUAACCAUGACAACGUUUGUGGGAGUACUCAACCAAUUCCCAAGUCACCAACUGGUAGGAGCUUUGACAAUUGUGUUAAUGAAAUUUCAAAUUCGAAGAAGAUACUUACCCUGUUAGCAGUCAGAAGCAAAGGUUGA